Nanorana parkeri is the source of this 379-nucleotide messenger RNA. Its product is annotated as BPI fold-containing family C protein-like. The record is from RefSeq and is a predicted model, not a curated record. Lineage: Eukaryota; Metazoa; Chordata; Amphibia; Anura; Dicroglossidae. The coding region runs from base 53 to 379 and encodes 108 amino acids. The transcript is spliced from 4 exons.
UGCUCUGAGAAGUCAAGUUCUUCGCUGGGAUGCGUCCCUCAAUAAUUUAGAGAUGAAUAUCACAUUAUCUGAAAAUAUUACUGCUGAUUUGUCACUUAUUAGUGAUCCAGAGUUUUCCGAAAUGUAUGCUGACCUGAGUUUUAAGGGCCAGUUCCGUGUGCCUAAUGUGACCAUGGAAAAUUAUUCUCCUGCUCCAUUUACUUUGCCUGCCGAGGCGGUCUCCAGGUCUUGUGCUGGGAUAUCAGAGGCCUCUCUAAAUUCCCUUGUAGCCGCAUACUACUCAAGUGGAGCUAUGAAUGACAUGCUCUCCAAUGCCUCAUUAUUGCCCUCAGAGCGUCUGGUCAUCCCGGCCAGCACUGAUAUUACCUUGUAUGCCUAA